CGAGCAGCACCCACUCGCACGAUGACAGUUCCCAUCCAGCGCCCUCUCAAGGGCUCCCGCAUUUCCUCCUUCUACCCCGUGAAGACCCUCCCACCCAUCUCCGCCCUCGACAGCGCAUUUCAACUGCAAGAGUACAUCUCGCUCCUCAUCCGCCUCGACGUCCACGACGUAGAGAAGAUCGUCGCCAUACCUGGAAAGGACCAAAACGACACCUCGGAGAACGGCCCUGCAAAAGCGGAUGAGAAAGACGCGGACAAGGACGCCGCAGGCGGUGUGAAUGUUGACCCCGCGUGCUGGGUAUACGAACACCUACGACGAGUGGCACAAGACCUGUCACAUCCUUUGAUUACGAUGCUCCAGCAGGAGUGCACACGAAGCUCAUGCCCGGAAAUGAAAGCUGGCGAAUGGCUGUAUUUGUGCGUCGCGCAUGGCAAUGACGGUGCCAUGGAGCAAUGUUGUGCCAUAGAUUAUAUCCUGCAUACACUUGAUAGCGCUACCGCGCUGCUGAACUCCCCUCGUGCAUUCCCGUCUCGACUCUCUGUUCCCUCAACGUCCCACCGCCACUUCACCUCACUCUGCCGGCGCCUCGGUCGCAUCUUCGCGCAUGCCUACUUCCACCACCGCGAGGUCUUUGAGCAAGCGGAGGCCGAGUCCUCACUCUACGCACGCUUCCUCGCGCUCGUCAAAUACUUCGACUUAGUCCCGCUCGAGUUCCUUGUCAUCCCGCCGCGCAUGGAGGGCCGCGCGGAGCCCGUCGAGCCGCCGCGCCUGAUGGGUGCCGCACUCGAGCCUCGCCGCGACUCUGUGACAGUCCUACGCCCGAAGAGCCCCCCAGGGCCUGCCGGCGCGGCGCGUGACGGAAGCCCGCGCAAGUUCGGGCGCGCACGCACAGACACGAUGGUGUACAGCGAGGCGUUCAGCGUCGCGGAGGAGCUCGCGAAGGGCGACCUCUCCGAAGUCGACAUCGACCGCGAAAUCGCGGUGGAGCGCGCCGCGUCGGUGCCGGGGGUCAGCGAGCCGUUCGUCCCGCCGAUGCUCGUUGGCCCACAAGGUGCGGUGGAGACGGAGAGCGUGAUCGUUCCUCCGCCGGCCAGCGGUCCAGCGGAGGAAGAGGAAGAGGAGGUCAUUCCGCCGAUGAUGGAGGAGCCAGAAGACGAGGACGCAACCGAAAGCGUGCAGGAGGGCAGCUCCCUUGUUGUUGCCCCCGCGGUGGAAACCCCGUCCGAGGAGCCGGCGAAUGCACCUGAAGAGGCUCCGACAGUGCCGCCUACAGAGGAGGCCGCAUCCGCGCCUGUGACCGAGCCCACUGCCCCUCCUGCACAGGAGGCUGAUGCACCCGUCGAAGCGGAGCCGGCAGCUCCCGCCGAGGCAGAGCCGGAGGCUCCGGUCGCGAAGGAGGACGCGAAGGAGGACGUAGAACUAGAGACCAAUGAGGUCGCACCAGAGACCAAUGAGGCCGCACCAGAGACGGAAGAGGUAGCUGCAGCGGAAGAGGAAACCGAAACGUCCGAGGAGGUGGUGGCUGAGACGGUCCCGGAACCUGCUCCUGCCACGGAGGAAGCAGUAUCAGAGCCGCCUGCGGAGGAAGCUGCAGACCCUAUCGAAGCUGCGAAGCCAAAGGAGGAGUCGGAGGAAAUCGCUGAGACGCCAUCGUACGCUGCGGUGGCGGCUGCGACUGCCGAGUCCGACGAGUCGGAGUCCCCGCAGGCGGACAUCUCGAUAGAGGAAGAGUCGGAGGUCGAGCAGCUGACCGACGCUGCGAAAGAGCCUGAGGCUCCCGCCGCGGAGUCGUGACGUCCCUAGCGCAUUUGGACAUCGUUUUUGGCUGCGUGUAUGUAUACGGUAUACCCGAUAUCGCUCGGGGGUUGUUCGUAGCCUGCGGGCGUAU
Trametes versicolor FP-101664 SS1 is the source of this 1888-nucleotide messenger RNA. Its product is annotated as Mob1/phocein. Lineage: Eukaryota; Fungi; Basidiomycota; Agaricomycetes; Polyporales; Polyporaceae. The transcript is spliced from 4 exons. The coding region runs from base 22 to 1794 and encodes 590 amino acids. The record is from RefSeq and is a predicted model, not a curated record. Gene Ontology annotation, cellular component: cytoplasm.